AUGGACGCCCAGUACAUCGUCCCGACAACGAAUGCGGAGAUGGUGUACUCCCAUCAGACAAUGUACCAGCAGUAUUACCCUGCCAUGGACUAUCGCUGCUCCCCCGUGGACAUGGGCUACUCGGUACGCGCAGACCCCUCUGGUGGCGACCUUUACGCCCGCGGCUACAUGGGCCACCUGCCGCCAUCCAUGCUUGGCACGGCAAACUACGACUACCGACUAAUGCCGGGCAAAAUGUGCGAGAUGCCAGCCGGGCCGCAGGAGAAGAAGGGCAAGGAGGCGCGGAUACGGCGGCCCAUGAACGCCUUCAUGGUCUGGGCCAAGACGGAGCGCAAGCGACUCGCCGACGAGAACCCCGACCUGCACAACGCCGACCUCAGCAAGAUGCUCGGGAAGAAGUGGCGGAGCCUGACGCCCCACGACCGGCGGCCGUUCGUCGAGGAGGCCGAGCGGCUGCGCGUCCAGCACAUGCAGAAGCACCCCAACUACAAGUACCGGCCGCGCCGGCGCAAGCAGGCCAAGGCGAAGGGCGCCGUGGAGGAGGAGCUGGCCUGCGGCAGCGGCCAGCCGUUCGCGCGCUACGGCAAGGAGGCGGCGUACGGCUUCACGGGCCUGAGCACGCCCGACACGUCGCCGCGCGGUAGUCCGGAGGCGGGCGGGGCGGCGCCGUACCAGACGUACGAGUACUACGGCCGGCCGGCCGACAGCCCCGUCGCCGCCUACCAGCAGCAGCAGGCCGCCGAGAGGGCGUACGAAGACUACAUGAUGGAGCAGAAGCACCAGGCGUCGCAGAUGGGCUACCACGGCACGUCGCUCGGCUCGCCCCUCGGCUACUCGCACGCUUCCGUGGCGCCCGGCCAGGCCGUGCCGUGCCCCGUGCCCGUGCCCCAGGACGACCUCGACGUGGACCGCAACGAGUUCGAUCGCUACUUGAAGGGCAUGCAGGGCAUGGAGAUGCACCAGCUGUACCGGGCCGAGCGGGCGGUGCACGAGGCGCCCUGCGCGGAGCGCAAGUACGACUACGCGCCGGCGCCGCUGAAGGAGGACUGCGCCGGCCUGGACGGCGGCAGCUCGACGCUUCUCUCGGCGCUGGCCGGCUACCGGGAGAUGUACUACGAGUCGUGA
Pollicipes pollicipes is the source of this 1125-nucleotide messenger RNA. RefSeq names its product transcription factor Sox-7. The transcript has 6 exons. The record is from RefSeq and is a predicted model, not a curated record. Gene Ontology annotation, cellular component: nucleus. Gene Ontology annotation, biological process: positive regulation of transcription by RNA polymerase II; cell differentiation. Bases 1 to 1125 code for a protein of 374 amino acids. Gene Ontology annotation, molecular function: RNA polymerase II cis-regulatory region sequence-specific DNA binding; DNA-binding transcription activator activity, RNA polymerase II-specific. Lineage: Eukaryota; Metazoa; Arthropoda; Thecostraca; Pollicipedomorpha; Pollicipedidae.